Molecule: messenger RNA, 1689 nt
Organism: Brachypodium distachyon (stiff brome)
Lineage: Eukaryota; Viridiplantae; Streptophyta; Magnoliopsida; Poales; Poaceae
Product: histidine--tRNA ligase, chloroplastic/mitochondrial
Exons: 10
Coding region: 59-1477 (472 amino acids)
Biological process (GO): histidyl-tRNA aminoacylation
Cellular component (GO): cytoplasm
Molecular function (GO): histidine-tRNA ligase activity; ATP binding
Source: RefSeq, a predicted model, not a curated record
ACCUCCUACUGUUAUCUCAUCUCCUGGCUUGGACGAACCCCCAAUCCGCCGGGAGUGAAUGGCGUCCGCGUCGUCGGCGUCGCUUCGCCACCUCCUCCUGCUCCGCCCGCUUCGACCCGCCCGCCGCCUCCUCUGCGUCUCCUCCUCCUCGUCUUCUUCCUCGGUGCUGACCCAUGGAGACUCUUCUUCUUCUUCUUCUGCUUCUUCCGUGGGGGUGGUGGAGUUGAACCCGCCGCGGGGUACCAGGGACUUUCCCCCGGAGGACAUGCGCCUCCGCACCUGGCUCUUCGACAACUUCAGAGAGGUGUCCCGCUUGAUGGCCUUCGAGGAAGUGGACUUCCCCGUGCUGGAGUCCGAGGCGCUCUUCAUCCGCAAGGCCGGGGAGGAGAUCACGCAGCAGCUGUAUAACUUUGAGGAUAAAGGGGGCCGCCGUGUUGUUCUCAGACCCGAAAUCACCCCUUCCCUCGCACGCCUAGUCAUCAAGCAAGGAAAAUCAGUCUCCCUUCCACUGAAAUGGUUUACUAUAGGACAAUGCUGGCGAUAUGAACGCAUGACAAGAGGAAGACGGCGUGAGCAUUAUCAAUGGAACAUGGAUAUCUUUGGUAUGCCUAAAGUUCGGGCCGAGGCUGAACUUCUUCAAGCUGUUGUUCUCUUGUUUCAACGUCUUGGAAUUACAUCCUCAGAUGUGGGGAUCAGACUGUCCAGCCGAAAGGUUCUUCAGGCUGUGUUGAAUAUGUACUCCAUACCAGAACACUUGUUUACUCAAGUUUGUGUUAUUGUUGAUAAAUUGGGAAAACUGAGUAGAGAAGAUAUUGAGAAGGAACUAAUUACGACUGGACUGUCGUCUGAAGCUGUACAGGGUAUCAUUGAAGUGCUUUCUCUCAAGUCACUAUCCAAACUUGAAGAGGUGCUAGGCCCUGGUGUUGAAGCUGUUUCUGACUUGAAGAAGCUCUUCUCAUUUGCUGAGCAAUAUGGUUACGCUGAUUGGAUCUGUUUCGAUGCAUCUGUUGUUCGUGGCCUUGCAUACUACACAGGGGUUGUUUUCGAGGCUUUCGAUAGAGAAGGGGAACUGAGAGCAAUUUGUGGUGGGGGAAGGUAUGAUAAGCUACUUUCAACAUUUGGAAGUGAAGAUGUACCAGCCUGUGGCUUUGGAUUUGGAGAUGCUGUUAUAGUUGAACUGCUGAAAGAAAAGGGUCUUCUGCCUGAUCUAUCACGUCAGAUAGAUGAUAUUGUCUUCCCAUUGGAUGAGGAUCUUGAAGAACCAGCAUCUAGUGUUGCAUCCUCUCUGCGAAAGAAAGGCAGAUCUGUAGAUCUUGUAGAAGACAAGCGUCUUAAAUGGGUGUUCAAACAUGCAGAGAGGAUAAAUGCUAGCAGGCUGAUUUUGGUUGGCAAAUCUGAGUGGGAACGAGGCAUGGUCCGUGUGAAGAUACUAUCAACCAGAGAAGAAUUUGAGGUCAGCGCAGGCGAGUUGCAGUAACUGUUAGUCAAUCUGAAAGUUUUACUUCCAAGUUCCAAACCUAUAGCCCUAUCUUUUUUCUAAUCAUCUUCCACUGUUAGUCUUCCCUCUGCAACAUUCUAAGAAGUUGUGUCAUUCAUAUCAUAUAUAUAGGAAGUGUACGAUGCCUGCCAUGGUUGAGUGAAAUUUGCUUUCCCAUGUUAUUCAUAUCAAUCUGAAAGUUUUACUUCCAA